This is a messenger RNA of Pygocentrus nattereri (red-bellied piranha), 1735 nucleotides long. RefSeq names its product canopy FGF signaling regulator 3 (gene cnpy3). The transcript has 6 exons. Bases 118 to 915 code for a protein of 265 amino acids. NCBI's taxonomy places the organism in Eukaryota, Metazoa, Chordata, Actinopteri, Characiformes, Serrasalmidae. The record is from RefSeq and is a predicted model, not a curated record. Gene Ontology annotation, cellular component: endomembrane system. Gene Ontology annotation, molecular function: signaling receptor binding.
CAUUCCGACUCAGAGGCUGGCUAAAAGCUAGCGGCAGCCUGCUCCUUCACUGUGCUUUUAAGCAGAUUUUUUACUUUUUUUUUUUAUUUUAUUUAAAUCGAAGCCAGUGAUUCUGAAAUGAGAGCGUUAAUGCUUAUUGCACUGGUUUUCGUGAGUGCACAGGCCAAAACAGGCGAAGAAGAUGAGUGGGUGCAUUUACCGAAUAAAUGUGAAGUGUGCAAGUUUCUGAGCAUUGAAAUGAAAUCUGCGUUUGAGGAAACGGGCAAGACAAAAGCAGUUAUUGAUACCAACUACCGUUUCUUGGACAAUAAAGGAGCACCUCCAAUCAAAUACGUGAAAUCUGAUAUUCGGUUUAUAGAGGUGAUGGAGAGCGUUUGUUCAAGGAUUCUGCAGUACAAUCUACACAAGGAGAGAGAUGGCAGCAAUCGCUUUGCAAAGGGUAUGUCUGAGACAUUUUCCACCUUGCAUAACCUGGUCCAUAAAGGAGUGAAGGUUGUCAUGGACAUUCCUUAUGAGCUGUGGAAUGAGACAAGUGCUGAAGUAGCUGAUCUCAAGAAACAGUGUGAUGUGAUGAUUGAGCAGUAUGAGGAGGUUAUUGAAGACUGGUAUAAAGGUAACCAGGAAGAAGACCUGACGAAACACCUGUGCGAGAAACAUGUCCUGAAAGGACACGACACAUCUUGUCUACAAGAAAAUUGGAUUGGGAAGAAAGGAGAUACUGCAGCCAUUGCAGAAGACAAAAAGAAAAAAAAGAGCAAAAAGAAGGCCAAAAAUAGUGAAGAUGGCCAGAAAAAGGAGAAGAAGGUAAAGAAGAAGAAAAGAAAGAGUAAGCUGACUGGUGAAAAUAGUGACAAGCUGAAAAAAGAGGAUGGACACACAUCACUCGAGGACAUUCAGGAGAAAACUGAACUCUGACGUGUAGAAUAUCCGAAGAUCAAUUUUAUUUUUUUGUUUGGUCCUACCUCUUUGCCCCUUCCCCAUUAAAAUGCCCACUCUUAAUAAAGCAAGGUGCCACAGAGAGUUCUUUGCAGUAAUGCUUUUCUCUAGAAAGAGUUUUUGCAGCGCAUCAUUCAUUAAAAGUUCUUUAGGGAACCAAAAGUGGUUCUGCUAUGGCAUCACUCAAAAGAACCGUUUUUGGCACCUUAAUUAUAAGAGUUUAUCACUGGCCACAGGUGCAGUAAGGCAGUGGUGGUUUGUUUUGAAUGAUUUUUCACUUCUCUCCAUCUUUCUCUCUGCUGUCUCAGUUGAGGGAACCUUGGUCAAAAAGAUUUAUAUUUGGCCAGUCACAGUCUUUACGAUCUACAGAAGCAUCUCUUUUCACUUCAGUUAAAAGGGAUUUCCAUAGAUUUUUCAAAAUAUCUGCGUAAUUCAAUCACAAACAGUCAUUCAGAGUAAUUUCAUGUGAAGUGGUGGAUUGUGGAGGUUCACUGAUUCAAAUUCCUUUACCAUGGUGCUGAACCAGAAGCCACAAUGUCUACAAUUCAAAUACUUUAGUUUCUUCAGAAUGGCACAUCAAACCACAGUGAAUGUCAAGAUGUAAACAAGACCAAUGUAAUUAUGUAGAAAUUGAUGAUCUCUUUUCAAGAUACAUUAGAUAGAAAAUGGAAUGUGUUGUAUUUUAAAUUGGGAAAAAAACUUGUUGUUCUAAUAUUAUUGGUCACCAUUAUGCAGAGAAACCUGGAUCUCACUCUACAUUGUUCUGCAUUUUAACUGAAGGAUAAACCAUUUCAAUGAG